Molecule: messenger RNA, 1125 nt
Organism: Lizanozyma spartinae
Lineage: Eukaryota; Fungi; Ascomycota; Pichiomycetes; Serinales; Debaryomycetaceae
Gene: TGL99
Product: Tgl99p
Exons: 1
Coding region: 1-1125 (374 amino acids)
Biological process (GO): lipid metabolic process
Molecular function (GO): hydrolase activity, acting on ester bonds
Source: RefSeq, a predicted model, not a curated record
AUGGGAACCAGUGAACUCGCAUCAAAAUUCGGGUACACAGUAGCAGAACAUGUUGUUACCACUGAAGACGGGUAUUUAUUAGUGCUCCAUAAGUUGGAGAAGAAGAAAAAGGUAGUCUCCGUUGACAAGCGGAUCGUCUACUUUCAUCAUGGAUUAAUGACAUGCUCGGAACUAUGGCUUUGUGGUUCAUACAAGAACAAGAACUUACCGUUCCUUCUAGCAGAUCUAGGCCAUGAAGUUUGGCUAGGCAAUAACAGAGGAAAUAAAUAUAGUCGGAAACAUUUAAAGUUAUCCAGCUCUCUGAAGGAGUUCUGGGACUUCUCAUUGGAUGAGUUUGCCAUGUAUGAUAUCUGUGACACUCUAAAAUAUAUCUAUGGUUUCUAUGGAUGUACCAAACGAAUCACAUAUGUUGGAUUCUCCCAAGGGUGUUCUCAGUUGUUUGCUUGUUUGAGUUUGAAGCCAUAUUUGAAUGAAUACUUAGACCUUUUCGUUGCGCUUUCUCCAGCCAUUGUGCCUCGAGAGCUACACCACCCCUUAUUCAAAGUAAUGGUGAAACUAGCAGCUCAAGAUGAAUCUUUCUUAUACACAUUGCUUGGUAAAAGAGCCCUCUUUCUGUCUGUAUCAUUCUGGUGUCAUUUCUUAGGCUCGAAAUGGUACGAAACAAUAGUGGAUAUAUGUUUAAAGUAUCUCUUUGGUUGGAGUGGUACGAACAUUUCAAAGGAUCAAAAAGUCUUGGGGUAUCCUUAUAUGUUUCUGAACUCUUCAGUUAAAUGCUUAGUCCAUUGGUUUCAAAUUAUCCACAGCAAACGAUUCCAAAUGUAUAAUGAAACAUGUUCAAUUGGUAGAACCACCCUUUCGAACUACUACGAGAAUCGAAGCCAUAGUGCUGUGCCGUUCCCUAUAUCUUUUCAUCUCAAUGUACCCAUGCUAGUCUUCUAUGGUGACGCGGAUUUAUUAGUUGAUAUCAAGAGUUUCAAAAGUUUGGUUCUAGGUCUGAACCCCCAAAUGAGAGAAAAGUUGAUCGAUAUCAUAAGAUGUCCAACCUAUGAACAUAUGGAUACUAUUUGGGGUGAUAAGGUUUAUGAAGAUGUGUUUGAGAAGAUCAUACAAGUACUUGAAACGUAG